AUGGUCGACUUCAAUGAGAGCGAGGGCGAGUCGGCUUUCUUGGUUGUGAGAUCAACAAAGGGCGUCUGGUUCGACAACCCCCACGUGUUCCAUCGGAGCCUCGCAAAGGUGCCAAUCAGCUUUUGUUUCGCGCCUGAGGAGGGGGCCCAGGUUCAGACCGAGCUCGGGCCAACGGCUUCGAUCAAGGUCGGUGGCUACUUUGCUUCCAGUGCGGAUUAUGAGGAGUGGUAUCAGCGCCGCCGCGCGAGCCUGACGCUGCCGCCUUCGCUCCUCGGAGCUGAGGCGUGCGGCGUCAACAACGACGUCGUUGUGAAGGAGGAGGCCGCCACCGACGAGGCCGCCUCCGAGGAGGCCGUCGUCGCCGAGGAGUCCGCCACCAAGGAGGCGACCAUCAAGUCCGCCGCCGCCGAGGUGUCCGCCGCCGCGGAGGCAGUCGCCGAGGAGGCGCCCGUCGCCGAAGUGGAGGUCGCCGAGGAGGCUGCCAAGGAGGUCGAGAAGCCGGCCAAGACCGUUUUCAACACGCCCGACCCAGCGGAGUGGGCCGACCUGUCAAUGGUCGUGGAGGACAGCCUUUACGUCUCCAAGCCGGUGUUUCUGACCAGCGUCGAGAUCGGGUUGGCGGAGCCGCGCGCUGCGAAGAUCAUGCAGCGCGUCUCGCGCGGGCUGCUGGCGCGCAAGAAGGUGGCCGUGAAGGAGGAGGCCGCCACCGAGGAGGCCGCCACCGAGGAGGCCGCCGCCAAGUCCGCCGCCGCCAAGUCCGCCGCCGCCGAGGAGACCGCCGCCGAGGAGGCCGCCGACGAGGCCGGCUGGAUCGCCUCGACCUCACGCAACAACACGGAUUGCAAGGGCGAGGUCAAGCCCACGAAGGUCUUCAACAAGUACGACCUGCUCGACGACGUCGAGAUCAAGGCGCAGACCGACGACGACAAGGACGAGGACGACGAGAAGGACGACGAGAAGGACGCGGAGGCGGACAUAGCGGGUGAAAAGUCCUCGACGGUGAACAAGCACGACUCGUCUGAGGAGACCAAGCCGACCUCGACGCGCUUCGGCUUCGGCUCUGGCUUCGGCAGCUUCUGCUCGUCAAAGCUGCUGUGCAUCUUCUUCACCUUUUUCGUGCUGGGCUGCACUGGCGUUGCUCUCUCUUCGUACGGCUAUAUGGUUCGACCAUGGUCGCUGCUUCGCGCCGCGCCGCUGCUGCUCGUGUCUCAAUCCACGGCACACGACCUCAACUGCGGCGCAUCUGUUGCCCUCGACGCGAACGCAUUGGGCCCACUGGAUCCAUCAUGGCCGGGUGCCAAGUGGCUGCAAAUGGUGCAUGGCACACCAGACAGGGCAUGGAAGAGCUUCUUUGAUGCAUCAAUGCUGCAGCUUGGGUCACUUGAUCGCGAAGGCAAGCAGCUUGCCACGAUGAGCACUUAUGCGUGCUGCUUCAACUACGCGGCCGGAGCGAGCGUGACCGAUGGGCUGCUCGUUGAAUUUGGGACCUGGGCAGGCGGCUCGAUGCGAUGCUUCGCAGCCGGGAUCCAGCAGACAGGCCACCCGAAUCGCGCGAUUGGAUUCGAUGCGUUCAAAGCUGGAUUCAUCGGGUCCAACGCUGCAAAGCUCCGCGGGACGCGUUGGUGGGAUCCGAAGAAAACUGAUUAUGAGAUGAAAGACUUAGACCUGCUGCCAAUCUAUAAUUGGAACGUACAAGACGUCUAUCCGACCGUCCGAGCCCAACGCGUCAACUUUCGAGAGCAUCGGGAGGUGGAUAGCAAACUAUCUGGGGCGACAGUCGACGUGUUCAUCACCGAUGCGGCCAAGAGCGCAGCGCCACUUGCGCAGGACAUUGGCGCCGUUGCACCCUACUUGCGUCCGGGCUCCAUCCUGGUGUUUGCAGACUUCUUUUUCACAAAUACGGUGGACAGUCCUCCAGCUGUCAAUCAAGUCCUCUUUGUCUUCGGGCAGCUGGUGUCUUCAGGUAUGCUGCGGCUCCUCGGGCUGACGGGGUCCUACGGUUACUUCGUACUGAUGCGAGGAGUCUCUCGGGACUCAGUGUCGAGGUUGAUGCACCAGUGGGAAUUGAAGGCCAAGAUCGGGGCAGAGUGCAAGAAUGCGACAGUUGCCAGCAUCAAGGCGAUGAGCUCGCUGCUGCCGGAGACCCCGAAGAGAUACUCGGAUAAGAUCAUACCCAAGCUGCGCAGAGCCUGCCGACAGUAG
Molecule: messenger RNA, 2202 nt
Organism: Emiliania huxleyi CCMP1516
Lineage: Eukaryota; Haptophyta; Isochrysidales; Noelaerhabdaceae
Exons: 5
Coding region: 1-2202 (733 amino acids)
Molecular function (GO): protein binding
Source: RefSeq, a predicted model, not a curated record